Messenger RNA from Brettanomyces bruxellensis, 1182 nucleotides. RefSeq lists its product as uncharacterized. Bases 1 to 1182 code for a protein of 393 amino acids. Gene Ontology annotation, biological process: regulation of DNA-templated transcription. Lineage: Eukaryota; Fungi; Ascomycota; Pichiomycetes; Pichiales; Pichiaceae. Gene Ontology annotation, cellular component: nucleus; H4/H2A histone acetyltransferase complex. The record is from RefSeq and is a predicted model, not a curated record. The transcript has a single exon.
AUGAAAUGGAGCAAAGAGCAACAGCUGCUUUUACUAAAACGGACAUGCUAUCAUAAACCAAUAGGCAAACAUAGAAACAAGGAGCUUGACACGAUUGUUGGUGAAUUGAAGAAAAGCUUUCCGGAAUUGGAUGUAAAAAAACAGGAUCUGAUCGAUGAAUUAAGCAAAUACUACGACUUGAGUGGCCUUGAGGCACUUGAAAAAGAAGAUGAAGUAUUUGUUGAAAAGCAAAAGCCAGCAACUAAGAAGAAGCGGAGUAAAAUGAAAGCAGAAAAGAGGACAAGGUUCAAAUCCAAGGAAGCAAUUUCUAUAAAAGAUAAUUCAGACGAGGAAAUAUCUGAGGAAGAUGCAGAUGAGAGCAUUUCAUCAAGAUUGGCAAAAAGGGUGCAACCGGAGGAUGCUCUUGAAGAACCAAGAAAAAAGAAAAGGAAAACGGAUAGUUUACAGCAGGAAAAGAAGAAGAAAAGGGUGAGUAGAAGCAGAAGUCGGAGAAAGGUUACUAUAACUGAUACAGCAGAUAAUGAUGCAAAUAAGGCAGAUGAAGGCAUAAGCCGCGGAAGAAGCAGAACUGUAGAAGUGAAUGAUGGAAAGAGAAACGUAAAGAGAAAUCCAAGCAGGUCGAGGAGGUUGCGAGAGAGUUCACCAAAUAAUCAGAGGGAAAAUUCCGAUGGAAAGGGAUCGGAAUCAGAAACAGAAUCAGACGAUAAUAUAGGUAGCCGAACAAGAAGACGGAGUCUUCGCGAAAGUUCUAGAACACCAAGUAUCAACUCAUCCCCGGUGAGGAGAGGUAGAUCAAGAACUCCGAAAGAUCUUCCUAGGAGUGAGGUAAACGAUGCUAGGAGGAAAGAUUUACCGAAGGAAGACGAUAUCGUUCGUCGGCUUAAAAGCAGAUCGCGCUCAAAGGUUCAAGAUUUGGAAGAAAUCAGCGAUGCUUCUACCGAAAGUAAGAAAAUAAGCAAGGAUGAUGGUGGGAAGGGUAUUGUGGGUAAUAGAAGCAAAACGGAGAAUAAAGUGACGGAAGAAGACGGUGAAGAAGAAAGAGACGAAGACGAAGAAGACGAAAAAACUACUAAAGAUAGUAUAGCUUCGAGGACCAGGAGGCACCAACGGAGUCCGCCAAAAGGUGAAGCAAGUACAGUGAGGAUGGAGAACCGAAAACAUAAAGGCCGUUCUAAGAAAUAA